AAAUUUGCAAAACCAUUGCAAAAACACACCAUGUUUGGGACAGCAAACGAUUUACCCACGCCCGCUAGUCAUUCAAAAAAAUUUAAAAAAAAAAAAAAAAAAAAUUGCAAUACUUUCUGUUGCAAAAUGGCCUACGGUCAAACCCGUCUUACCACCGUUUCUUGGUAGCUGCCUCGCCUCACACUCUAUAUAAACCACCCUCUCACCCAAAUCAAAUUCACCCCAAACUUCAAUUCCCCAUAAGCUUCCAAACUCCUCUCUCUCUCUCUCUCUCUUUAUACAUACAAACAUAUAUCUAUAACAUUAAUGGCAGAAACAGGCAACCAUAAUAAUGCUGUUUUCGCCGGAAAGAAGCGACCGGUCUCCGAUGAUGGCGAGAUUUUUGUCAAAAAAUCAGUGUCAGCCGUAGUAGGGGCAUGGGUAGAUCCGGCGGCGGCGUUGGCCAGUGCUCGCCACGAGUUCGGCGAGCACGGCGGCGUCAACAUGUCAAUCGAGGCGUCCGCCACAUUCACCGUGAUGGAGCCGGAAACCAUGGGCAGGAUGUUUUCCGGAGAGCUAGGCGCCGAUCGCGAUUUCUUCAUCUACAGCCGUCACUUCAAUCCCACCGUCUUGAAUCUGGGCCGUCAGAUGGCCGCUCUCGAGGGCACAGAGGCCGCCUACUGUACCUCCAGUGGUAUGGCUGCCAUAUCAUCGGUCCUCCUUCAGCUUUGCAGCAGUGGUGGACACGUGGUCGCAUCAAGGACCCUCUACGGUGGGACCCACGCCCUGCUCACCCACUUCUUACCCCGUGCUUGCAACAUAACGACGACGUUUGUGGACUUGGGGGAUCUGGAGAUGGUGAAGAAGGCGAUCGUGGAAGGGAAGACCAACUUGUUGUACUUCGAGGCCGUUUCGAACCCGACGCUGGCGGUUGCUAACGUGCCGGAACUGUGCAGGAUAGCGCACGAUAAGGGGGUGAAGGUGGUGGUGGACAACACCUUCACGCCGAUGGUGCUCUCUCCGGCUCGUCUGGGGGCCGACGUGGUGGUCCACAGUAUCUCCAAGUAUAUUAGCGGUGGGGCCGAUGUUAUUGCAGGAGCUGUGUGUGGGCCAGCAAGUCUGGUGAACUCGAUGAUGGACCUCCAUCAAGGGAGCCUUAUGCUACUGGGCCCAACCAUGAAUCCCAAAGUAGCCUUUGAACUGUCUGAGAGAAUUCCCCACUUGGCCUUGAGAAUGAAGGAGCAUUGCCACCGUGCUAUGGUUUACGCCACCAGGAUGAAGAAACUGGGUCUGAAAGUCAUUUAUCCGGGGCUGGAAGAUCACCCGGAUCACGCUGUCUUGAAGUCCAUUGCCAACAAAGACUACGGGUAUGGUGGAAUUCUGUGCCUGGACAUGGAAACCGAAGAGAGGGCUAACAAAUUGAUGAACCAAUUGCAAAACCAUACCCAAUUCGGAUUGAUGGCUGUUAGCCUGGGGUAUUACGAGACGCUCAUGUCGUGCUCCGGUAGCAGCACUAGCAGUGAAAUGAACGAGGAGGAGAAGGCGUUGGCCGGAAUAUCACCGGGACUGAUUAGGAUGUCUGUUGGAUAUAGUGGGACUCUGGAGCAGAGGUGGAGCCAGUUUGAGAAGGCACUUUCCAGAAUGCAGGAUUCAACUUUCUUCCAAAAGAAUUGAAGCUACCUAGCUAAGCUUAAUUGUGUGUCUGUCUGUCUGUCUCAUGCGUCCAGUCUCUUUUAAUUUCAAUUAAUGUAUGCAUAAUCCAAUAAGUUGCUAUAUUAUUAGCUCUGAUGAUGGGUUGAGUUUUUAUGCAUGUAAAAAUUUCUACCUUUUUCUUGUUCAUUUUGGAUCCAUCGGUCCCACCUUUGCUUCAUGUUAAUAAUAUAAUCACCAUGUUAAUUA
Messenger RNA from Cornus florida, 1878 nucleotides. RefSeq names its product methionine gamma-lyase. The record is from RefSeq and is a predicted model, not a curated record. Gene Ontology annotation, cellular component: cytoplasm. Gene Ontology annotation, biological process: transsulfuration. The coding region runs from base 307 to 1653 and encodes 448 amino acids. Gene Ontology annotation, molecular function: carbon-sulfur lyase activity; pyridoxal phosphate binding. Lineage: Eukaryota; Viridiplantae; Streptophyta; Magnoliopsida; Cornales; Cornaceae. The transcript is spliced from 2 exons.